UGUAUUGAACCUCCCCAAGUGUUUAAAUCAACUUCCGGUUUCAUAACAACUUUGAAAUUCACUUUAAACAAGUGAACGAGAGAGGGAAGAUCGGUGAUCUUCCUAUUAGUCGUGCUUGUUAGAUCGAGGUGUUGAUUGUAUUGAUAAUCGCUUGAGUAAUAUCGAAGACCCAGGACGACGUAUGUGUGUUUUAAUCUGUCGAUGUUAAGUAGCUAUGUUUUUUAAUGGCAAUCUGUACCUACAAUGUCCUUUAUCCGUAAACUAAAGGAAGGUAAAGUUAAGAUAGUUUGAAGUGUGUCUCUGCUACACCGCUGAGGAAGGCUGCCAAGCGGCGCGGGGCAAGAACCAUGCCCGAGCUUUCCAAGAUGAGGAAGCCCGACGUCAAGGUUGUCAUUCUGGGCGACAUGAACGUUGGAAAGACCUCACUGCUCCACAGGUACACGGAUAGGAAGUUUAAAGACACCAUGAGCACUGUCGGAGGGGCGUUUUUCCUCAAACAGUGGGGACCCUACAAUAUCUCAAUUUGGGACACUGCUGGUCGGGAGCAGUUCCACGGGCUGGGCUCCAUGUACUGCCGGGGCGCUGCUGCUGCCAUCCUCACCUACGAUGUGACCAACUGGCAGAGCCUGGCUGAGCUGGAGGAGCGCUUCCUGUCCCUCACCGACACGGCCAAUAAUGACUGCAUCUACGCCAUCGUGGGCAACAAGGCUGACAUCACAGACCCUCAGGCCCAGCUGCUAGCCAACCAGGAUGGCCUGACAGCGGACCAGAGAGAGGGGGACAGGGAGAGGACUGGGGAGCCCAGGGUGCCUUCUGCCUGUCCCACCCCUCCAGCCUCCCCCAUCUCCCUGUCAGGGGUGUCAGUCAACAAGCAGGUGAGCCGGGAGGACGCAGAAGCGUUGUAUGGGAGGAUCCUUAGAUACAAGGGUCUGGAGGAGACGAACAGCCUGCCUGCGGACAAGAUGUGCUUCGAGACUAGUGCCAAGACCGGCUAUAACGUGGACACUCUUUUUGAGACGCUGUUCGAUAUGGUGCUGCCCUCCGUCCUCAAGAAGAGGACUGAGAGGGAGGGAUCGCCCACCGUGGACCUGGAAGAGUGCAAAGGGACAGGAAAACGGGCUAGGGCCGCCUGCUGCUAGGGAUUAGGGGGAGGUGGGGAGGGAUGGAUAAACUGUUUGGGGGUUUUAGACUGACCGUAAAGAGCUGAGUUCAUGUCAUCUGUAUUGGUCUCCCAGGACAUUCUGAGAAUUUUCAGCGGUGACUGUUGAUAUACACACAUACACCUGCACACACAUUCAUUCAAUCAAGCUGUCAAUCAAAUUAAUAAUUAAAACAAGUAAUUUAAUUAUUCUUUCAAUGAGCCAGAAAGUACUAUAGUGGAGAGCUGGAGUAAGGAGUUCUUGGAUUUUAAACAUCUUCGAGAGGUUCUGUAUGGACUUGAGUUCAGGCCAGAAUUUAUGUAUGUGUAGAGCAGGUUAGCAUCUUUUGUAAUUAAUCUUCUCGGCAGAGUGGUCACUAGCUGGCGCAUCCACAAAGUCAUAAAAUCAGAUUUUUAAACUUAACCACACUGCUAACCAUUACCUUAAAUUAAGAGCAAAAAGCUAUUUUUUUGUUUUCAUUAAUUUUUACAAUAUAAUCAAUUUUGACUGCAGGUGGCCCAUCUAUUGGCUCUAGGGCAAUAUGCAUGACAUGUCAACCUGCAUAUGGAUAUGGGAAUUAGGCUACUGGUACACAGUUCACCUGUUUAUAAAUCAAUCAUUGAA
Salvelinus fontinalis (brook trout) is the source of this 1763-nucleotide messenger RNA. It is a transcript of the gene rab20, whose product is annotated as RAB20, member RAS oncogene family. The transcript is spliced from 2 exons. Gene Ontology annotation, molecular function: GTP binding; GTPase activity. The record is from RefSeq and is a predicted model, not a curated record. Lineage: Eukaryota; Metazoa; Chordata; Actinopteri; Salmoniformes; Salmonidae. The coding region runs from base 348 to 1139 and encodes 263 amino acids. Gene Ontology annotation, biological process: intracellular protein transport. Gene Ontology annotation, cellular component: endomembrane system.